CGCAUACAGUCAGUAGGAAAGAGACAGUCAACUCUGUCUGGUCUGUAGCGUGCCCACGUCAUGACGCAAACAUCGUAUCCCAGCAUGCAACAGGAGGCCAAGAGAGAUCCAGCACCUCGGAGUGAGCUGUAGGAGCCCCUUGUCAUACAGGAACAAACGGUCAAAACUGCUCACACAUUUCCAGCUACAUGUGAGAUAAAGCGAACCUUUUAGCUUACAUGCUCCAGAAAACAUGUUGUUCGUAUGCCUGUCGUGUUCGUUAAGCAGGUUUUAAGUCAUAAUUGUCAUCCGGCUUUCAUUUUGGAGGAUUCCUCCCUCCAUCAUCCGGAUCGCAUCAAACAGGCGAUGACAACGGUAUCGACAACCCCGCAGCAGAUAAGGGACCGGCUGCUACAGGCCAUCGACAGUCAGAGCAAUAUUUGCAACAUGGUGAUUGUGUUGGAAGUAAUUGCCUGUCUAGAGAAAUAUCCUAUCACCAAAGAAGCACUUGAGGAAACACGACUUGGGAAACUGAUUAAUGAUAUUAGAAAGAAGACUAAGGAUGAAGAUCUUGCAAAGCGUGCAAAGAAACUGCUGAAAAACUGGCAAAAACUGAUUGAACCUGGGCCAGUUGUAACACCCGGCGUCACUGGGUCGACAAAUGGCAGUUCUCAUCUCUGCCGAACCGACCCCUCUCCUCCAGAUGCUUCUGUACUGGGCAAAGGAUUGACGGAUGUUAGGAUGAGAAACUAUGUUCACAACACGUAUUCACCUAAGGCUGAGAAAUCGAGCAAGCGCAAGGUGGAGCAGAGAGACAGCAGAAUGCACCUGACAGAAAACCUCUCAAAGACGUCUACAUAUGAUAAUUCUGUCUCCCCACUACCCACCAACGGGAUUGCUGCCAGCCCAAGAACUCAGUUUGACCAAGAUGGCACAGCGUCUCCAAGUAAAUCUCGAGUAGAUCACCUUGAUGACGACAAAGUGAACAGAAUUUCAUCUAAUUCUGACAGGCCUUGUCCCAACUCUCCUGGGGGGAGCAAACUACCCAGCACUUCAUCUUUGAUCAAAGUUGCAGUGAUCCAGCAGCAGGCUAGGCUGGAAGAAGAAGGAGGGAGUUAUAAUCAAGCCAAGAGUCCUCGCAGUGUCACUUCCAGUCCGCGGAGCCAGAAGCAUGACUCUUUACCAAAGCGCUCCUUACCGUUCGCAAUGAAAGGAACGCCAAUCCCAAGUCCUUCUUCCAGAGACUCUCCCGUAUCUUUUUCCCAGCCUUUGGCUUCUCCUGGUCAACCAUCUUUCGCCGAGAAGCUGUCCCAUUCAUCUCAUAGGCCGUCAUUACACACAACCAGUUUGUAUGAAGUUUCCUCUCUUUGCCCACCCCAAGAUACAUCUGGAACACUGGAUUCCCCAUCAGUCUCCCCUCUCCUCUGUCAACAGACUGCAGAAUCCCACAGAUCAAGACUGGAAGCAGGCUUUGUUGUGUCUGAUGAUACAGAUAGAAUAACAGCACCUAACUCUGAGCAUAAAAGGAGAAAGUACAAGUCCAGAGACUUCUCUGUUAACCUGGAUGGGCAGAAAGUGGAAGACACAACUAAGAGAGUGCGGUUAAAAGAACGCAGACUAACAUUUGACCCAGUCACAGGUCAGAUCAAACCUCUGGUGCAUAAAGCUCUUUCUCCAAUGGAGGUAUCCUCUAGUCCUGAUCCAGCAGAAUUUAGGCAGAGAACAGAAAGUUCUGUCCAACAGUCUGCGGCCACAACUCCAGGUCCUAGCCCUAACCCUUUUCUCCAGACUAACUGGAAGGAGCUGUCUAGAAAUGAAAUCAUUCAGUCUUACUUGAACUUUCAGAGCAACGUGCUCACCUCUUCAGGGGUUCACACCCCCAGUGCACACUUUUUUAUGUCAGAAUAUCUAAAAAGGGAAGAACAGGAGACCAAAGAAUCAAAGAAAAUGCAUGUUUUGCAGACGGACAGCUCCAAAGGGGAUUUACCAGGCGUGAGUCGGCAGUUGACGGAUAAGGACUUGAAGAGGAUACACUCACAACAGUGGCAUGGAGUGAAUGGUUGUUAUGAUACUAAUGGCACCUGGUUUGAUUGGACAGAAUGCAUAUCACUGGACCCUCAUGGGGAUGAAAACAAAUUGAACAUCCUGCCAUAUGUUUGCCUUGACUGAUGAGUGUGGAAAGGUUUUCUUUUUCAUUCCUUUCAUUAUCUCUCCAACAAUGAAGCAUAGUUUUAGAUUUUGUUGUUCACUGUGAGUUUGAAAAAGGAAAAAAAAGAGAGAGCAGGGUUGCUCAACUCCCCUCCCCAUGGCUCUACCUGUGAUUGAAAUGUUCAGAUGGAAAAAGGUUGAUUUUUGUGAUAUCAAGGGCUGUUUCUCUUAUAUUUUUUUUCACUUUGAAGGCCACAAAGAUGAAAAUAGCCAUGUCAGCUCUGCUGUCACCAUGAUAGAAAUCAUUUUCUUAAUGUGAAUUGUUGAUCAGAACUGUACCCUUGUUUCACUGGGAUCAAAUGAUUUUCAUUGACCCUUUCAUUUCUGGCUGGGGUUUGGCUGUCUUUUCCAGAUUAGCAUGUUUGUGCCUCAAGAAUUCUGAUGGAGUUCAUCUAGCAUAGACAGAGCUAAACAUGUCUGGAAUUAAAACAUUUGAACAUGUUUGGCAGUUGUGAUGUAUAAAAAGUAAAUUAUAUGUUCCUUUUUUAUAUGUUCAUCUAUUUAUUUUUGACCAAUUUAGUCAUGGAAUGUUUGUCGCAACAGUUCCUCAGAACUUCUUCUUGACCGCGUUGUCAGUCUCUUCUUCUUCAGCAGAGUGCACAUUUACAUGAUCUCCUUUAGAUUGGCCUUUUUUUUGGAAAAACAUUCCAGAGUCAAACUUUAUUUUUAUUUUAUUUUUUUGCCUUAUAAUACAGCUCAUAAAAGUUUUCUUUUUUAUUAGGACUCAGUUAUUCUCAACGUGAACCUAUUGUUUCUACAAAAAGGAAACCUUUGCCAUCCCUUUGACAUGCUGUUGAUGUCAAAACCAAUGAAUCUGAUCGGUUACAGCGUUGAAAUGAGAAGCAGUUAUAUGUUUGCAUGCUGAAACCGUUUAUGUUCCCAAAGAGAUGGUUUGCCUUAUGACAUUUUUUUGACUUUUUUUUUAGUUUAACAGCCUUAGUGAAUGUACAAGCAUUGUGACCUCUUUUGCACACUUGUACAUAAAAAGACAGCUUGUCAGUUAUUCAUCAUCUACUUGAUUCAAGUUUAAAUAGCAAUUUAUUCUCUAAGUUUUAAGGGAGCAUUACUUCUGCUUAUAUUAAUGUUGCUAAAAAAAAAGUUGCAAAAAUUAUAGAUUUCUUAUUCGACAAACAAGUCAUUUUUUAUUGGUUUCAGUUUUUCUUUUUGCUACUACUUUUCUCCUGAUUUAAGUUGAGAUGAGAUUUAGCCAAUCAUUCUUUUAUUCAUCCCUACCAAUGUGCCUUUAUUAAAGGUUAACUGGAUUUGCUUGUGCAUAAACUGUGCCUGUCCAGACCUGGGCUGCAAGAAUCCUAGAUUCCACGAUCUGUAUGACCUUGGUAUAUGCAUAUGCACCGCUUCCUGUAAGUUUUUGUAAACUCUGAUCUGGAAAAACAGACGAGGGUAAACUGCACAACAAGAGAGCUGGCAAUAAAAGGAUAAUUGCUUUCAACUAUUUAAGAAGCAGCUUUUCUGGGGUUUUGACAGAGCAUCCAGUUGUUCAGUGUUUACCAUCACUCAGUUGGUUGAAAAAUAAAAUGAUCUGAAUUCUCCA
Oryzias melastigma (Indian medaka) is the source of this 3739-nucleotide messenger RNA. It is a transcript of the gene crsp7, whose product is annotated as cofactor required for Sp1 transcriptional activation, subunit 7. The record is from RefSeq and is a predicted model, not a curated record. The coding region runs from base 244 to 2148 and encodes 634 amino acids. The transcript has 3 exons. Gene Ontology annotation, molecular function: transcription coregulator activity. NCBI's taxonomy places the organism in Eukaryota, Metazoa, Chordata, Actinopteri, Beloniformes, Adrianichthyidae. Gene Ontology annotation, biological process: positive regulation of gene expression; regulation of transcription by RNA polymerase II. Gene Ontology annotation, cellular component: nucleus; core mediator complex; mediator complex.